AUUUGGAAUAUCUCAAUGACGCAUUUGCAGUAUUAAGCCCUUACUUGGAAGCACCAAAUAUUGGGCAGGAAAGUUUUUUGGGGAGUGGGUGAGAGUCAACUGAAGAAAGCUGCAUUUACGUGGCUGGCCUAUGUGGCGAAUGUGUGGGCUGAAGAGGGCUGGGGUUGAUGAGAUUUAAUCCUGUGAACUGCCCUGAGACCUGUGGAUAUGGGGCGGUAUAUAAAUUUAUUUUUUUUAAAAAAUUGGACUCCCAACAGUAGCUUGAGGGCUGCAAAUGCUGUAUAGUGAGCAUAUGGCAUAUUCCAAAUGUUAAGUCUUAGAAAAGUAUGAGAGCAGGAAAUCAUUGCUUUGAGUUUUGCAAGCACGAUUAAGAGGAAAAGUAAACUUUCUAAGAUAAGAGCUAGUGUGUGUGUGAAACGAAGAGCUUGAAAAUCUGAGCUGAAAUAUCUGCUUAGCCAUGAAGCUCACUGGGUGACUGGCUGCAUACACACUAUAACUUUAAAGCACAUAGGAAGCACAUUCUUCCCCACCAAUGUAUAUAUACACAUAUUUAUAGGCACUGUAGUUUGUUAAGGGAUACUGGGAAUUGUGACUGAGGGAUAAACUACAUUGCCCAGAAUUCUCUGAAGGAAAGAACGUGUUUCAAAUGUGCUUUAUCAGCCAUCCCACCUCACAGGGGUGCUUGUGAAGAUAAAACAGUGGUGGCAAGGGCAUAAAUUACGCACACCACGCUGAGCUGCUUCAAGAAAAGCGCAGGGAAAAAAAUAAAGACCAGUGAAUUCUUUAUUGCAACAUGCCAGCAGUGCUAAAUAUAUUUUUUCCCUCUGCAGGCAGGGAAAAAACCUAGCAAAACAUUUCAACAUCACUACAUCUCCCGUGUUGGACGAAUAGGAGGAGGAAGAGGAGAGGCAACCCUAAUGGUUGUGCAAGAUUCAUUUACUGGCAAGCUAUAUUUUUUUCCAGGAAGCUCCCUCUAAAGGAUAGAAGAGCUGAGAUUUAGUAGGUAGCAGACAAUGCAGCAGAACAUCAUUGGCUAAGGAGACCAUGAAAAGAAGGGCAGCAUCUCCACCAAGCUUUCAAACAGCAGUGAUAACAAACAUUGUCAUAGGAGGCAAAGGGGAUCCAGAUCUUACCCAUCGCCUCCAUGAACUUCUCAUAGUUUUCACUCUUCUCCACCUUCCAGGUGCCAUCAAAUGCCAUUCUUAUCUGCUGUAAGAGGGGAGCUUAACACAGAGGUGAUUUCUGCUCAACCUGAGGUAUUCCUGAGUUCCCUGGGGGGGAUUUAUGCCUUCACUUAUCUUGAAAGCAAUUCACACACUGGUGUGGCUGACUAAAGUGCAAUUUAGUCACAUGGCCCUAUAAGAUUUAGCUUCUAAAACUGAUUAUUUACCCUGUUGCAAAGGGUGCCUGUGAAAACCCAGCUGAAGUGAGUAAGUGUUCCCAAGUCCACAGUUCUUUGAGGUACAGCUUUGAAUAACAUAUUAAACUGUGACUGUUGAUUUAAAGAGAGAGAGAAAACACAGAGAGAAAAGGAAUCAGGGUGCGGGUUUAGUUUAAUUGAAAGUCCUUAUUUGAACUAGCAAUCUUUUAUCAAUCCUCUUUGCGGUGUCUUACUGCUGAGAGAAAUUAAAUAUUGACCCAAGGAAAGAGAGCACAAAGCUUCUUCAUACUGCCUUGUUGCAACCAACCCCAGGUGGUGUUUGGAAGCUGUUCCACUCUGUAUAAUAAGGGCGGGAAAGACAAGUGCAGAGCAUUCAAUCGGGACCCUGACCAUUGUUGUCCGUUUUGCCUUAGGUGCUUUGCCAAUUCAAAUUCUGAGAAUCUAAGUAUAGGGCAGCUAAUUGGUUUGAAUUUGGCAGGUCAGCCAAGGCAAACAAGAUCAGACUGUACUAAAUUACCUCUCCUGCUGAGGAUGUCUGUGUCUCCAUAGUGCAAAAAAGAGAGAGCAUUGACAUGCCUGUUCGACACAGGACUCGUUUGAGAACAACAUCUUAGCAUGUGCAUUUUCUAAAUCGGUGGCGAAGUAUUUUAAACAGGGGUGAGAAUCCUGUACUCUCAACUCUAUAUACAGCCCCACUAAACUCAGUGACGCUUACACAUGAGUAGCAAGUACAGUGGUACCUCGGGUUACAGACGCUUCAGGUUACAGACUCCACUAACCCAGAAAUAGUACCCCAGGUUAAGAACUUUGCUUCAGGAUGAGAACAGAAAUCAUGCUCUGGCAGCGCAGCGGCAGCAGGAGGCCCCAUUAGCUAACGUGGUACCUCAGGUUAAGAACAGUUUCAGGUUAAGAACGGACCUCCAGAAUGAGUUAAGUUCUUAACCCGAGGUACCACUGUAUAGCACUCUAAGCCUAGUAAAAAGUCAACACUGACUUUCUGAGGAACAACGACUCUUACAUCUCUGUGAACCUAUCAGGAACUUGAAAUGUGUGCUGCCAGCAAUUCAAACAUGCAUGAUAAUAGCUCUUCAGCAACCUACUUUUGGCUUCAGUCAGUUCUAGACUACGUUUGAAGUCCCACACAUACUUUCUUAACUCUUUCCUCCUCUCCAGCACUCUCUAAAUGCCCACUGAUUUAAAACACUUAACAAACAUUGAUGAUUAUGAUUUUUUUUAAUUAAAAAAAGUCCCACUCCACUUGUCUGUAGGCUGGGUGCUUGGAUUAAAUAUUUGAAGAAGCCCUUGGAUUAAAUAUUUGAAGAAGCAUCACAUAUGAGUAGAAUUCCAAAGUUUGUUUUAGGACAAUACCAAAAUAUUAAAGCAACCAAAAUAUACAAAAUUGGUGUGGCAAGCUUCUGAGUUCUCCAUAACAUUUUGUCAGGUGGUUAAAUGGUUAAACAAUUUUGUUACAUUUUCAGAAAUGAGGAGUUAGUCAUUGUUCUGCUUUUUGUUCCCAGCAGGUGGAACCUAAUACCUGCACAGCACAUAAAGAGCUUUAUUUGAAUAUUUACUGUCUCAUUUCCCAUUCAUCUUAAUAUUGUUUGGCUACAACAUCAGCCAAAAAAGAUUCUUCUCCCCACCCACCCAUUACUCUGUUUACUGUUCAGCUUGAUGAAGAGUUCUGGAGCUUGCACACUGCUUUGUGAUGCUUUGGUUGGUGUAACAACUAUCACCAGUGAUGAAUAUCCACUUUGGAGGCAAGGUGAUUGUGGGGGAAGUAGGAGCAGAGUAGAAAAGUUAAGUAAUAAUGGUGCCUUCCUUGGGACAGCAUUCCAGAAGUGGGGCGCCAACACGGUGAAGGACUAUUCUGUGCCCUUAAACCACAUUCAAAGCAUACUUCCCCUCCUCAAAGCAAUCUGGGCACUGUAGUUUAUCCCUCACAGAGUUCAAAUUCCCAAUACCCUUGACAAACUACAGUGUCCAGAAUGUUUUGAGGAGAAAACUGUGCUUUGAACGUGCUUUAAAAGAAGAGUGUGUAUAUAAUUUGCAGCUGAAAUUUUGGAUACAGCACCACUGGGGAAGUUGGAGCUUUAAGUGUAUAUUUGCAGCCAAGAGCCCCACUAUUCCCAUUCAUAUUUCUAUCCCAUCUGUGAGAUCAAAAUUACUCUACUAGUCAGGGGAGGGAGUUGCUAUAUUAAGUUGAUUGGAUGAAUGUUGACUGGAACCAUUUAGCAGGCAGGAUGCCAGGCUGGACUUUGUCAGGUACAUUUCAGCUGCAAUUCGCAAACGAUAUUCUGAGAGAUAAGAUAAGCACUUCCCUAUGUUUUAGCCAGCUAGCUAAAUGAGGAUCAGUCAUACUCUUGGCACAUCCUAUCGAUUUCAUUGCUGCAGUUAAGAAACAGGUCUUGGCACCUGAACUGUGACAUUCUUGUUAUCAACAAUGAUUUUCAACCAUGCAAUAUAUCAGACGAUAAUUUCACAAAUGGCUCCCAAUAGGAACUCCUCCAUUCAGUUCUGUAAGCGGCAAAAUGAGAAGCCAGGAGAAGAGAUUGUGCAGAGACAGAGGAUUUGUUGUUUGCAAGUUACUCAGCCUGGGGAUCUUAGUAUCAGGUGGGUGCCCCCCCCAAAAGAAAUCCAAAGUGUGCGAUCAUAGAAUCGUAGAGUUGGAAGGGACCUUGGUGAUCAUCUAGUCCAACCCCCUGCAAUGCAGGAAUAUGCAGCUGUCCCAUACAAGCGAUUGAACCUGCAACCUUGGCAUUAUCAGCACCACACUCCAGCCAACUGGAGUUGACCCUCAAUGCCCAUGCCUUGCUUCUGCUGCUGGAGAUCAAAGACAGGGAUGAACUAGAUGCACACCAAGGUGCCCAGAAUGGAGAGGUGUAAGCUGAUGUCUGUGCGUGACCAACUGCUUCAUUGCCCCUUGAGUUUGUCAGCCUUUCCUUCGCCUUCCUGCAUCCCCUCCCUCUGAUCAACAUGGCUUCAUUUAAACAUGGGUAUACAGCGCACACACAGCAGAAUUGGCAAUAGCAGGGGACCAGAAAAGUACCAUUGUGGUUGGAAAGGUGCAUAGGGAGUGAGUGGUUUACAACUGCAUGGGGGACCUUGUAAAUGCUGCCACUUGGAGCUGAAGCAGUCAGGAGAAUCAUAUGGGGAAGCUUUUAUUGGACUCUACCACAAAGAACCCCUUCAUGGAUCACUGCCUUGCCGUGGCAAAGGGGCUUGAAUAACUCAGAGAAGCCCUAAGCUAUGCCGUGCAAGGCCACCCAAGAUGGACCGGUCAUAGCCGAGAGUUUAGACUAAAUGUGAUCCACCUGGAGAAGGAACUGGCAAACCACUCCAGUAUUUUGCCAGGAAAACUCCAUGGACUUAAAAAAGGAGAAGCUUUGAGAACAAAGUGAGAGUUUCCAAGGCAUGCUCUGGUUCAUGGGGUCAUGGAGAGUCAAACAUGACUAAGAUGACUAAACAACAACAACCACAAAGAGGGGAAGUGAGAAAACACAUGUCUGCAUGCUCUGCACAUAGAAACAAGCUUUACUUAAGAAACUAGCACCUCUUUUAGAAAAUCAGGCUACAACCAUUUCCUCUGGUAUGUUUUCUUUUCUGGGUGGGGUGCCCAUGCACAGAGGGGACCACUGAGACCCAUGUCUCUCAAUCUUCAAUCUGAAAUGUUUCAGCCCCAUAGGAGAUGUUCCACGUGGUUCUCUUGACCAUACGUUUUAGCUCCCAGGGCAUUUUUUUGUCUGAGGUCAAUGAAUUCUAUCUAAAGGCAUCUAUUGAGAGCAAGUCUGUUGGGAUAAGUUGUUGCGUGACCUCAAUUGCCCAAGAAUAUUUUCCUGGUGAAAGGUUUUCCUACAGUGCCAGCUGGUGCCUGCUAAUUUAGGCCCAUUGGAAGAAAUCAUUAACUAACAAAGACAUCUAAUCAACCCAUCACUGAUAAUGAAGAGCAUAUAGGAUAAAGUUGCCUCACAAGAAUUGAGCAGAAUUACAAAGAUCAGAGGUCAGGUUCUCUUUCAAGGUCUGACAGCAUUAUCAGUUGCUGCAGAAAAAGAGACCUGGGCUGGCAUGACUAAACCUGUGCCUCAACUGAAGAGGGUCAGUUUGAAUGUGUACCUGGUUUUAAGUCAUUAGUUUCCUCGCCCUAAGCUCUGGAGAAUACCAGGGAGCCCAUUAGACACCACAAAGCGGGAGAGGGAGCUCAGAGGCGCUCAUGUGGCCCAAGUCAUUUAAGAUGUUCCACAGGUCAGCCAGGGCUUCGACAGGAGUACCACUCAUCUCAGCUGGAAAAUCCUACAGAGUCGCCACGAAACCAGUAAGAUCCAUUAGCUUCUGAGGCCAGGCCACCCUAAUAGGUCCCCCUCUGCUGCAGAGGGGGAAAAGUGCUGGGGCCUAAAUCUCAACAGGAAGUGAUCUGACCAUGAAAAGGGGCUAAUAUCAAUACCCCCCCACACACACUUUCAGAUCCUUCUUUUCCUGCCUAGUUGAGAGAAAGAAGGUCCAGAAUGCGGCCUUCCACAUGCAUUAGGCCAGUGACAUGUUGGAACAGCCCCAUCGUCAUGGCAACCAUGAAAUCCUGAACUAUCCCAGAGCCAGUCUCACUGGCAUGAAAGUCCCACAAAACCAGCAAGCAGUCUAGCAGUCCCCAACACCGCCUCUGAGACCAGCUCAGGCAUGGAGACCACUGAGCAGUAAGCCAGCAGGGUCCCAUAUCCAACCCAAAUGCCCAAUGUCACACACACACACACACACACACACGAGAGAGAGAGAGAGAGAGAGAGAGAGAGAGAGCCUGGAGAAAAGACAGAGAAUUUCUAGAGACCACAGCAUCUCCUCCUCUUUGACCAUCAAACCUGCCCUGAUGCUGCACUAAGUACCCAGGUGGGCACAGCUGAAUGAGACCAAGGUGGACUCUAGACACAUAUAAAAAACGCUAUGAAAAUGCUUUUUUAAAAAGCGUUUUGAAAAAUAUAUUGAAUUCACUCACCAUCAUCAUCUAGUGCCACAUUUGUAUAAUGCACUUAAAACACACUUAAUACAUUGUAUUUGCAAUUGUAUAGCUGAGUCCCAACUCCACCCUGUUCACCCACCUAAGUCUCAGUGAUAAUGAUACAGACCAGGUCUCCUCAUUCCUAUUCAGAUCAUGGAUGAGGGAGGUCUUACUCCGAGCCGACCUGUUAUUCAGCAACAGUAGCCACAGACUUGAGGGUUGGCUGAUAGGACAGCCACAAUUCCGCAGGCUGCAGGAGGGGCUGGCGCACGGCACAGUCACCAAGUGCCUGUGCUGUGUGUCCCUUACCUCUUCUGCACCCCCCAUACUGCCUGCCACCUACCAAAAACCACUGUCAUUAGCCCCCUGCCUUCCCCUCCCCUCCCCUCUCUUCCCAGGCACAUCCUAUGCCCUUUUAAAUAAAAAGAAAAACACCAAAAUUUGAAACUCCACAGAUUAAAACAGAACAUUUUAAAUAGUUGGUGCAGUAAAACCAAUAACAGAGACCUUAACAGGAGCCCCUAGGCAAUGAUAAUGAAAAUUACUGUACACGUUUUACAGCACUUUUUAUUAUUUAUUAUUUACUCAGAAAAUUACUGAGUUCAGUGGGACUUAAUCACAAGGAAUUAGGCAUCGAAUUGCACAAUUAGGAGAACAUUUAUUAUUGGAAGUUCUGUCAGUCCAUGUAUGAAAAAUCAUUGGGUUACAAUUCUUUAAUGCCACUUUAUACGUGGAAGAAAACAAUCACUUGGUUUUUUUGAGAUCUACUUACUUGCCAGCUCCCUCACUGUAGUGAAUAAUAACGCCUCUCUUUUCCUGGUAGUUAUAACUCUAACACCCUCUUCUGGUCCACAGUAUAAAAUGUAUUUGUCCAGAGAGAGUAGUUUACACAGUUCAUUUCAUCUAGUGCAAAGUUUGCAUAUGGGCAGCAUUAUUGAGAGACUUAGACCCUGUAGCCUUAUGAAGAAAGCUGUGAACAUUUACUUAUCUAUACGUUUUUAUUUACAAUACUGGUGUGCCACAUUUCAGUCAUGAUGAUUCUCAAAGUGUUUCACAGUAACAAUGAAGACACGAUUUAAAAACAAUAACAAUUUAACAAUUUAAAACUAUAAUUAGCAAUUACAGUAAAUAAAUAAAUACAUCAGAGGAAAAAGAAUAGCACAAACAGAACUGGUGGAACAAAAAUAAAUAGGUCUUUACUCCCCUGCAAAUAGCAAAGCAAAAUCAGAGACAGCCUGGCUUCAGUGACUGAUGCUAUGAUAAGCAUUCAGGUUACUCAACUGUAAUGUGUUAAUCCUGGGAUAAGGAUUGAUGAAUCUGUCAUUUUUUGUUCAACAUGGACUGAGCAUGCUCAAUGGCCAUGAGAUGUUGACUGAGGGACUUUCCAGAUGUCCAUUUUAUUGGGCAUUCAUGAACAUUUGUGCUCCCGACAUAAACCUUUAAAUGUUAUGGACCGGUAAUAUUGCUCUGACUGCAAUCAGUGCAUGUCUCAUAGUUUCCUGCUAAAACCCCAUAACUUUUUAUAUCACAGAUGUUCAGGUCUGCUUCUUUCUGACGUAGCCAUUGUAGCCAUUUCCACAUACUUACAGUCAAUGCUGGAUCCCAGCUUCCUGUGGGGCUUUUGUGGAAAUGAGAAAUGGUUUGGAACAGCAGUUGCAGCCUGAACAUAAAACUGUAAGCAGUUUAAAAACACAAGUAUGGUAGCAUAGGGCAAGAAUUUAUGUUUGAAAAAGGGGACUCGGAACAAAGAAGAAGAGCACUCUCGACUGCCAUAUUUUGUUGGAGAGCUCAUUAAUAUGAUCUAAAUUUCAAUAUUAGGGACUGAAAGAGUGCAGUAUUCGAUUAAUUUCAAAAGGUGGCAAUAUAGAAUUUGGAAGAAUAUACAUGCUGUUUCCCUUUUAAGUUACUAUUAAGCUUAAAAGCAAAACACCGACCAAAAGAUCUACUGAAUCUAAGAAAUGUAUGGAAUUGUUGACAUUCUGAUGAGGUUGAAGCAGGUAUGUUGAAGGAAGAAGACAUGGGUACAAGAUUUCCAAGAAGAGGAAUUAAAUAUAUGUAUAAAAUCCAUCAGAUUAAAUUGUACUAUUUCUAGAUAGGAUAUCUCCUGUUUUCUUCACUCCUUUUGUUCUUUUCUGAUGGUUCUUUUGGUUUUAUUAUUAUAUAUUAUAUUUAUUCUUCGCACAUAUGAAAGGUGUGCCCAAGUGACUUACAGCAUAAAAUACAUGGGAAACAGAUACAAGAUCUAAAAAUGCUAAUUUUGGGAUAGAAUGGUUUCAUGUUUAUAUAUUAACCCCCAAAAAUACUAAAGUGACAUUUUUAUGCAUAAAUAUUGCAGGACCUAACAACCCAUUAAAAAGGUCAAGAUUUUUAAAAGAAUGCAUGGAAAAAUAAACUGGAAGAAAUCUUUAAGUCCAUACUGGGGGCAGGGGAGAUUGGAGGCGUCUCCAAUUUUGGAAUGAUUCCUUCCUUCCCAGCAGCCUCUCACACGCCACCCGAAAUUAUUAAAGAGGUGCCCCGUGGCCCUUCAUGUAGUUGCUUGGGGAGUAAGGGAUGGGAAACUCUCCUUCCACCAACUUCCUUGUUAACUUAUCUCAGGAUCCAAGCCAAUGUCUAACUGAGUAAUAAAUUUAGGUCUUGAAUACACAUUUAUGACAGCAUUCAGAACAUUCUUUCUCAUAUCAUAAACUCCUGUCUUAUUCACGAGGCUCUUAAAAAAUUACCUUAUAAAAUCUAGCAAAGCUCUUUUUCCACUCUUUGCUUGUCUUUCUGACCAUACAGAAGAUCCACUCGGCAACCCGGUGCUGUGUGCAUCUACUCAAAAGUAAACCCCACUGAUUUCAAUUGAACUUUUUCCCAAGUGAGUGUACCUAGGAUGACACCCAAAAUACUUCUGUUAUUAACUGCCAAGCGUACUUGCCCAAGAUCUUCUGAAUACUGGUGUUGCCAUAAGUCCAGAAUUUCCCAUUCUAGUACUGUAUGUACAAUUCAAUUUAAUAUCAGCCCUGUCGAGUAAAUUCACACAAGUCCUUCUAAAACAUCAUUAUUCUCUUUUUGUUUCCUACCACUCUAUAUCUGUUGGUAAUGAUGAAAUGAAAAGAAAUGAGAGUUUAAAAGAAGUUGUUGUGGCCUUACCAAUCAUCCCACCAACAGCUGUUAACUAGAUAGGGUAACAAUAUAUUUUACUGUAGUAGACUAAAAGAUCUGUUUGUUUUAAAAAUUGCUGCUCCAAACAACCUGCCAUCUAAACCAGCUUUUGCCAACCUGGUGUCCUCCAGACUACAACUCCCAUCAGCCAUGGGAGUUUUAGUCCAGAACAUCUGGAGGAUACCAGGUUGGCAAAGGCUAAUCUAAACUGUCCUUUUUUAAUGGGGGUAAUAGAUUACAUUUCAAAGCUUCCUCAAAAAACAACAGCAAAUAAAGAAGUUUCAUUCUAACAACUUCAUUCAUUCUAACAACUUAUUAGCAUUCUUGGUGAAGCAGGCACGCUAGAAGACUUUCAAAAUUAUUGUUGCCAUCAGGAAACGCAGAUGGUAGAAUCUGCAUUACGGAGGAUUGGGAAUAAAAUACACAUCUGCUGCUUCUCAUACGGAUCUGAGCAAUGAGGAUAACUCUUAGCGUUGCUGCUUGAGACCUGGCUAUUGUAGUUACUAUCCUUGCCCAUGUGGCUCCGUGUUUCCCUCCCUUGUGAAAUGCUCUCGUUACACUUAUUCAGAUUUUAAAGAAGUAUUAUUAGCUGCAGGGUUCUGCAUUUGCUGUGUGAAAACUUUGGUUUCAGAAGAAUGCCCCGGUUCCUGUAGGAAGGCUGUGACCCACAUGUGAGGCGGUGAAGCAGCUCUGAUGGGGGAUAUGCCAUGGCUCUUUCUGAGGAGAAGACAUGCGUUGUAUGUGGAACAGUGGGUGGACGAGGUCCAUGAAGUCAAUAUGGCAUUCCUGUCAUCAACACGUGCUUAUUUGUAUCUAUCUACAAUCCAUGGUGCCAUGGGUAAUAUGGGACGCGCCUAGGAGUUGCCAGGGGCCUUGUCGAAGCUCAUGGAAGAACUUCGGUGCUUAAGGGAGAUCUUUCAUUCAAGUCCCCAACCGCCACUCUUGAUCAGCCAUUUUAAUACACUUGAGGCCCACCUCAGGACUUCUUGCCUCUUACGCAACUGAGUUCAGAGACCUUUGACAGACUUUUAGACAGCCAUGCAUGCAAGAUUCCUUUUCCUAAAUGGUAUUGCUUAAGGCAUCGUGAAUGCCAGGAGAGAUAAGGAGAAGAAUGAAAGACGGAGAACUUUGAAAGCCACGAGGAACUGAGGUGGGCGGGGGGCAAGACAGUCAUAUAGGACAGGGAAAGAGGAGGGCUAUCAUAAGAGAAGGAUCUGUUGGGCUGCCUUUCCAGCCUGUGUGGCUCUGUAUAGGAUAUAAAGACAAAUAGAAAUCAGAACUGGGUAACCUAACAGUGCAUUCUCGAUAACCCAAAACCUGCUGUGAAGAGGCUAGAUCUGGACACAAUGAGGCUGCCAUUCCUGGCUGGUGUGCUUUUCAUCUGUUUUCUGGCACUGGGGAUGUCCAAGGCAGUUCCAGUAACGAAAAAGGUUAGGCUGAUGGGUGACUUUAGAUGGGAACUUACAGGAUUAUUGUUAUGGGAACUUCCAACCCUGUUUCAAAGGGUUGACUAGGACAGUUAUAGGUGUGUGUGGAGAGCCAGUGUGGUGUAGUGGUUAAGAGCGGUAGUCUCUUAAUCUGGGGAACCGGGUUCGCGUCUCCGCUCCUCCACAUGCAGCUGCUGGGUGACCUUGGGCCAGUCACACUUCUUUGAAGUCUCUCAGCCCCACUCACCUCAUAGAGUGUUUGUUGUGGGGGAGGAAGGGAAAGGAGAAUGUUAGCCGCUUUGAGACUCCUGAAGGGGAGUGAAAGGCGGGAUAUCGAGUCCAAACUCUUCUUCUUCUUCUGUGUGAAUGAUCUAGGUGUGUUCUGGCAUAGUUUGUCCACAAAUGGGAGACAUUUUCCUGAACUUGAUUUCUGUUAUAAGAAUAUGGCCUGUGGUUUUCCAUGAACUUUUCAUGUUCUUCUUGUACUUAAAAUUCCACUGUGGAAGCAAAAUAAUCACUUUUUCUUUUUUUCUUUUCUUUUAAAAAAACAAAACAAACAUCUAGGAAGACCAAGAAAAAAGAACAAAAAGUGGAAGUAGUUACCUGGAUACAAUUUUGCUAUCCUGUUAAUCAAAGUAUGCAUUUACAUGCAUUAUAGGGCCACAGAUGUGUCCAUCUAGUUAAGGCUGAAUAGGCUGAACUGUAUCCUGCCAUUAUAAUGAGAAAUCUGGAGUGCAGUAAGAUCCACAACUUACAUUUAUAGUAGUUAUUAUUUGUUUCAGUUUUGAUAGUAGUGCAUCAAGACAUAUUUUUAAAAUGUAAUUAUUUCUGCUGUAAUAUAUGGAAGGCCCUGUUUUCUUUUUGCUUCAGCCUUUUAAAAAAUAAGCAGCAGUUAUAAGGUGGGGGCUGGCCCCAUGAAAUUGUUACUAUAAAGUUUAAAAUAUGGCGAGAACAUCAGCUUCUGAAAUCUUAGAUCACAGUCAAUGCACCAGAAAAAACGAACUCUGAACAUAGGGAUUGUAUUCAACUUUUACUCAGGGUAGACCCAUUGGAAUUAAUGAAUACAACCAAGUUAGGCCCAUUAAUUUCUUUUUCUUUUUUUCUUUUUCCAAAGCCAGGCAGCACCCACGGGUCUCAAACCGCUGGAAGAGAUUAGGGGAUCUAAGCAAUGCUUUGGUUGAUGGAACCACUGGGCUGAGCUGGCUCAGGCCCAUUCAUUUCUGAGUUUAACUUAGCUGAGUGCCACCUUAGAAGUUAGAAGAAAUGACAACUGAUGUUUCCAGGGAGGAAAUGGGUGUCAAUUCAUUUCUGCAAUGUGAUACUCACCAUUGCUGACCACAAUUGUCGUGGGAUAUAAAUGGGCCGGUCUCCUCCCCCUCACCCCACUCCAAAAGCAUUCAGGUUAAUUUUCAUCCUGACUCAAAUUUAUUUCAGCCAGAUGACACCAAAGUAAUCAGCUCACCCACAGGCCAUCUUGGAAUUAGGGCAGCCGUGUGCCCUACUUUACAGAGGACCAUUCCCUGUUUGAAGGGCUACCAGAGGACAGUCGUCACUUUGUCCAGCUGAAACUUGGUUUAAAGUUAAAGAACCCUAAUACGGGACAGAAGUCUUUAAGUUGCCAUCAACAGCUAGGUCCUGGAAACCUCACGUUUCUCUUUAAAUUACAGCAAGUAUUACUAAAUGUGGAUUUACACAUAUAAAUGAGGAUGCACAAAUUUUAUGAAAAUCUGUGUCCCCCUUUGUCUUCUUUUUUGGCUGGUGCAUUUCCUCCUUUUUAACAAUGUGUGGCUGUUCUACUUGGAAUAAAGCCAUGUCAGCUUGGACAACUGCAAAGAGAAUACUUUGGCAUAAAAGAACGAUUGGCAUAAAAGAAUACCUCCCUCCCUGGGAAGAUGUAGCAAGUUGUGCCAUGAUGCUAAAUUUCUAGUAAAUGGGGAUAAAUGGGAAAUCUGAAAUAUUUGUUACAUUAUUCUGAAUCAUUUCAAUUACGGUUUUAACUAUAGAUUGUAGAAGUGAAUAAAGGAUGUGAAAUUCCAGGAUUUCAGCCAGUCCAAGGGUCCAUUUGCUUGAGACUUCUACUUAUGGUGAGUUACGUGUUGGGGAAUGUGAUGUAUGUAUAGAUGAUGAUGAUGAUGAUGAUGAAGAAGAAGAUUACAUUCAUUGGUAGCCCCAGUUAAAAGGAAAUCUUGUAGCAGGCCUGUAAAAGGUUCAAUGCUUAAGAUAGAGAGAGGGGGAAAUUUUCCAAAGUAAUAAAAGAACCAAAACACAUUUUUAAAUUUUGCAACAACGUUCUCCGAACAAAAAAAAUGUGAACUUUAAGGGAAAGUGUAUCAAAAAAGAGUAUUCAUUUUUUAAAAAAACAAAAACCCAAUGCAUUAUAUUAGGAAAAAUUUAUUGCAAAAAUAUUGCAUUAAAGUAUGUCUAUUAGAAAAAAGGUGCACUCAAAUGCUGAUAGAUUUCCAUUAGGAUUCUUUUUUAAGAAAUAAUAAUCGCAUACUGAUACAGAAAUGUGGUGAACUGAUUAGAUUAGAAAAACUGAUUUGAUUAGAAAAAACAAGAAACAGACCUACUGACAGAUUUGGCAAUCCCUACCUAAGAUCCUAGAAAGAAGCUACUAUUCGGAGUUGGCAGCCCUGACACUGAGCUACAGAGCAAUGGUAAUAAGGCAGCGUAAUACAGUGGUGCCUCACAAGACGAAAUUAAUUUGUUCUGCGAGUUUUUUCGUCUUGCGAAGCACGGUUUCAAUUUUUUCCAAAAAAAUCUUCAAAAACCUCAAAAAAGGCUACCACACCGCGUGCUAUGAGUUGCUCCCCGAAGUCAAGUCGCAACUGCACCUCUUCAAGCAAUGCACCCUGUAUUACUGUAACGGUUUUAAGAAAAAGGAAACAAACUUGCAAGAUGUUUCCGUCUUGCGAAGCAAGCCCAUAGGGAAAUUCGUCUCGCGAAGCAACUCAAAAAACCAAAAACUCUUUCGUCUUGCGAGUUUUUCGUCUUGAGAGGCAUUCGUCUUGCGAGGUACCGCUGUAUCGCUACCCAGCAUUAACAUACACUUAUUAGAAACAGUUCCUAGGGAUUGUAAACAUCAUCCUAGGGGGUGAUGCAGAGAAAGAGUGGAAUGGAGUGAAAGAAAUGUAACAGCUGCUGUCAUACAAAGAAUCAUACAUCUAAUAACCCAGAUUGGAAGAUCAUUUUUGUCUCAUGAAAUGUAGGCCAGCCAUAGAAACAUAUAUACAUUAACCCCUGUCUCUCUUCUUCCAGGCAGGUAUAAAUUUCAAUAUUGGAGUGGUAAGUCUCAUUAGCCCUCCCCUGCUUUCAGUUAUUUAUUCCAUGCCAUUGUCUUUCAUUACAGAACUGAUUUCCCUUAACAAAAUAUUGGAUUUUGCAGAACCCUGGAGGGAUCUAAAUGACAAACCCAGCUCCUUUGAGAUUUCUGGCAUCCUCCUAGAUUUUAUUUUAAUGUGAUUUUCCUCUCCUUAUACCAAUUCCAUAAAAUUGGGUGGAUGGGAAUGUUGUUUUGCCUCCACCUAGACAGGGCAAGGUAUCUUAAAAUGGUUCAGAGUUCAGCGCUGUAAAGUAUCCUUCUGCUAUUGUAAUAAGAAUUUUAAGGUCUUAGAUAUAUAAUAAAUGUUCAUAAAUGUACCAAGCAAACACGUACAUAAACCACAUGUCUGAAGCAGCACAGAAAGACAGUCCUGAAACCAUUUUAACUCCCAAGCUGACCAAAUGUUUCUCUGCAAGGAGGGAGGAGGUGAAAAAAACCUUACUUGUUACAGGAAUUUAGUAAUCACCAUUUCAAAGGAAUGGGCAGGCUACCAGGAAAGGCAAUCAGAUAAGGCAUUAUCAGAUAACCUGGCAGACAGGAAAAACAACACUCAAAUUUCUGUUGUAGACCGCCUUUUCUGUGAUGUAGGUAUGAUGUUUGUGGGGGGGUGGUCUUGGGUUACACCCCUUCUGUGAUGUAUGUAUGAUGUAUGAAGGGGUGGUCUUGAACUCCAGGGCAGGGAAUUUAAAAUGUCUAUAUAAGGGCAGGCACACCUUUGUUCUGGGUCCUCCUCCGUCCUCCUGCGUAUGAGGGCAGCACCCUGUUGCAACAGAUCAAUAAAGAUCAGGCUUACUAGCUGCAUUGCUUCUCAAUAUUCUCUGGUUGGCCUCUGUUAUUUUCUCCUACCAAUAGGGAACCCAUGUAAGGACUCUUGGAUACCCCAUAAGGGAAAAAGGGCAGAUUUUGUUUACAACACUAUGCACUUUGAGUUAGAUUCACCCUUGCACAAGGACUCCCACUUGUACAACAAGGCUUCUCUCCUGUGCCCCACACAUCCCCUGAAAUUGGCUUUGGGGGGUUGGGAUAUCUCCCAGAACAGUGUGCAGACAGAGGAAAGGGGGAAUAUUCCACUUGGCAAGUUGAAAGAAAUGCUUGCAGAUACAGAAUGAUUGGAAGAGCAUGGUGUUCAAUUCCACCCAUGACCUGUUCUGCUGCACUGCUCUCUGUUUUUCUUUGAAAUGCUGAUGUUUAGAAGUAACCCUUUGCUUUGCUUUACAGAAAACUGGGCAAGAUGAUAAAGACAAAAAUGUGAGUAUCUGUCUAAAGAUAUUAAGGUACCCAAAUGCAUCUCAUGAGAAGCCCAAAGUGUAGAUUCAAUGUUAGCGGGCAUGCGAAAGGGAAGAGAUUGUCAUGAAUUCCGGUGGCCACAGCAAAUACAUUCUUUCUGCACUCUAAGGAAAGAGUCAUUCUGAUCCUUGCCCUUAUUCACUUGUCAUAUUGUCCAGGGAGCAACAAUACUCUUAUAUGUCUGACCAUCACUUUCCUAUGUUUUGCCUUUACAGUGGUACCUCGGGUUACAUACGCUUCAGGUUACAGACUCCGCUAACCCAGAAAUAGUACUUUGGGUUAAGAACUUUACUUCAGGUUGAGAACAUAAAUCGUGCUCCGGCAGUGCGGCAGCAGCAGGAGGCCCCAUUAGCUAAAGUGGUGCUUCAGUUUAAGAACAGUUUCAGGUUAAGUACGGACCUCCGGAACGAAUUAAGUACUUAACCGGAGGUACCACUGUAUAUUCUCCCAUACAAUCGUGAGGAGCAAAUGAGCUUUCCCAGUAUAUAAAAGAAAGCUAAUUCAUGGACCUAGGGAAGGGAGAACAGGGCAAUUCUAUUUAUCAUUGAAUAUAGGGUUGCCCAAAAGUAAAAAUUCAGACACAAAAGUUGUUGAGCUUUGAGCUUUUUUUUUCAGUUUUGCCCAAAGUAGUUGUGCAAAAUCUUAAAAUUGACUUUUUGAGCUAUUGUUAAGGAAAUUUGGCAAAAUCUAGACUUCUGACAUGGCUUGCCAUAUGUUUGCAUUUUCCCAGACAUUUCAGCGAUUUCCACUUGGAUGCUGUUUCCAACUACCGUUUUCCUUCUAUGUCCAGGAAAUUCCAGCCAUAUGGCAACCCUAUCAUAGAAGCAUAGAUUUGGGAGGGACCCUGACAGCCAUCUAAUCCCCUGCCAUGCAGGAAUGUCAUCUAAAGCACCCAUGACAUAUGACCACCCAACCUCUGCUUAAAAACCUCUAAGAAGGGGAGGCCAUCACCUUCCAAAGGAGUCCAUUCCACUAUCUUGCAGUUCUUACUAUCAUAAAGUUAUUCCUGAUGUUGCAUGGGAAUCUCUUUUCUUGUACCUUGAAUCCAUUGUUUCGGGUCUUAUUCUGGAGCAGGAGAAAACAAGCCUGUUCCAUUAUCAUUUCAGCUUAAUGAGCUGGCUGGGUGGAGUGGGCAUAGAGUCUUCCUUAAUAUCCAAAGCAUUAAGGGUAAUCUGUGAGAGAGUGUAGGCUUUACCCUCAAUGUUUUGGGGGUUAAGGAAGACCCUUCACCACCUUGUCGUGCUCAAAAAGUAAAUGCAAGCCCCCUUGUUGGACCCUGCAAUAUUUAUUUCUCUAUUGAGAAAAUUCUGUACCCACCAUGUUCAAAGCAAUCUUUGCCGGCGCAAAUAGUUCUCUCCAAUGCUUUAAAAAAUGGUAUGUGGAUAUUUAGCACAGAGCUUAUAAAAGCUCAUGGAAUCCCUGUGCUAAAACUGUCUUUUGGACAUAUACCUCUCAAAGCAAUAAACAUAAACUAGAAUAACAUGUUGCUGAACUUGAGGGACAGCGUCAGAAUGAUCUGAAGAUCUUGAAAGUGAUGUGUGGGUGUGUAUAAACACACAUUGGUAACACUGCAUUUUCAGAAAAUAUUGAAUGAAGACCAAAGUCAGCAGAGCAAAGAGCAGAAGAGAGACGAGAAUAAGAAGAAGAAAGGUCAGAAGAAGAAGAAGGAGCAGAAUAAUGCAGACAAUGAAGAAUAGAGGAAAUGGUGAGCUGGACUGAGAUCUAUUUCUUUGUAGUCAGAUGAUUUGCAUUUUGGACCCAUGGAUUGUUGGAAAUGGCUGGUGCCUGGAGAAAGGUUCUUCACACCUAAACAAGGUGUACUAAUUAAUUGAAUGGAGCCGAUUUAAUGACCCAGUGCAGGUAGCGUUUACACGUUGCUGAGUGAACCAAGAACCUGACUACAGUCGUACCUUGCACCUAAAGCCAAAAUCAUGUAUAGUCAAAACACACUGGACUCCAUGGCAGGUGAGAUUGACCAAGUCAUUUUCCCCACAACCCUGAUCGCUUUCUAUUUUAGGUUUAUUUUUUUUUUGCCACAUUCAUAAAGCUGAAUGUGUGCAAGUUGUGUGCUUUAGAGAGGCUUUAUAGUGCGUUCACAGCCGUAGCAAACUUAGUUCUCUGUUGGUGUGUAGGAUAACACCUCAUGAUGGUAGCAUCUCUCCAUAAGUAGUUGCUUUUAAAGUAGCAAAUCACAUCCACCAUACUAUGUUUCUUGAGAUUCUUUGGAUACAAGCCUUUAAAAUGGCAUGAAACUGAUACAAAUUUGUGGUCUAGACAUGCCUGAUAUUUACCGCUCACUGAACAUUGUUAUCUUCAUAAAUAUAUACUUUUUCAUAAUUAUCUAGAUUGAUUGGCAAGAAGACAGCUUCAGAAUCACCACUGAUCAAUCUUUGGGAGUCUACAUUUGAUCAUUAAAAAGAAAACAACGCAUGAUGCUGUCUUUUGGCACAAGACAUUAAAUGCAUAUUUGGACUGUUCUAUGAAGUGAUUUAGCUAUGUGAUUUAGCUCAUGGAGGAUAUGCCCUUAUCACUUGAAUCAGAACGUUUUGCUAAACAAGCCUUAUAAUAAAAUCCUUUUUUCUCAUCA
This is a messenger RNA of Podarcis lilfordi (Lilford's wall lizard), 18132 nucleotides long. Lineage: Eukaryota; Metazoa; Chordata; Lepidosauria; Squamata; Lacertidae. The record is from the annotation of a GenBank genome assembly.